AUAGUCAGACAUCUCUGACAACGGCCGAUGGCUCCGCACGCUCGCGCCGCCGACCAGCUGUCGCGAUUGUGGUGGUAGUAGCGAUGGAAAAUUCGUGCUCGGUAGAGAAGCUCUAUAGCCGAACGCGGUUUAGUCGCGAUUCGCACACGAACGGCGACGCUUCGCGCACAACUUAUUCCAAAUUCGUCCGCGCGUUUCAUAGGCAGAUUCCGAGGGUUGCUCCGAGCUUACAAGAAUUGAUAUAUUAAAUAGCCAUGGUUAAAGCAUACAACGGAGCGUUAGUCCUGGCGGAUGUUUUGCUGCUUAUUUUGAAGAUCUUAUAUUACAUCUGCGAGAGCGUGUAUAGAUUUUUCAUCCCAGCAGAAGAAAAGAGUGUUGUUGGUGAGAUCGUUUUAAUAACCGGCACGGGACAUGGAAUCGGAAGAGAACUGGCACUUCGCUAUGCAUCUCUGGGUGCAACAGUGGUAUGUUGGGAUUUAAAUGAAGUAUCAAACCAGGAGACCUUGAAUCAGAUAAAAAAGGCGGGAGGAGCGACCGCAGCAUACGCAUAUCAAUGCGACGUGUCGAAAAGAGAAGAGGUCCUCAGCGUUGCUGAAAGAGUGAAGAAAGAAGUCGGUGAUGUUACUAUUUUAGUUAACAAUGCUGGUAUAAUGCCCUGCCACGCCUUCCUCGAUCAUACAUCCGAUGAAAUUAGCCGGAUCUUCAACAUUAACGUGCUGGCUCAUUUCUGGAUGCUGCAAGCGUUUCUCCCAAGCAUGAUCGAGAAAAAUUACGGCCACGUAGUUGCGCUCUCAUCACUGGCAGGAAUCGGUGGCCUUCCGAAUUUAGUUCCCUAUUGUGCUUCGAAAUUCGCAGUUAGAGGGCUUAUGGAAUCAAUUAGCGAGGAAUUACGGAUAUCUAGCAAAGGAAAAUCAUUAAUCAAAUUCACCACAAUUUAUCCGUACAUGGUAGACACCGGACUUUGCAAGAAUCCAAAAAUAAGGUUUCCGAAUGCCAUGCCUUUGGUCUCACCGGGGAAAGCAGCAUCCGAAAUAAUCCUUGCGCAGAGGCGCGGCUACCGAGAGAGAUCUGUGCCUGCGAUAUGGCUAACAUUAAGCGUAAUGUUAAGAAAUUUUCCCGACCACGCGUUAUACAGUAUGAUAGACUUCUUUGACAGCGGCGUCGAGGCAGACAGCUAACAGAUACAAGAAACGCUCAUACAUCUAUGUAUAAAAAUAAUCUGAAAAACAAAUUUAUGAAUAAAUGUUUUUUAUACGAUUGUUCAUUAUGUUAACACAUUAUUUAUAAGAAAUAAGUAAAUCGAUAUUGUCAACGAUUUUUAAACUGCGAUAGAUGAUUUUUAUAUUGUUUGACUACGUAUGAAUUCGAAAAGACAUUUAUAGUUUCUUGCUUCUCCUUUCCGGUACUUCUAUAUAUGCAAAUGAAAAUAAUUAUUGUCAUUAAUUUAUCGUAAAUAAUUAUAAUUAUGUUGUAAACGGAGGUAAUGUGCGUAAACGCAGUAGAUGUUUUAUACGUAAUGCUAAGCAGGAUAAGUAGAGUAAGUAAAACUUCUUUAGAAAUGUAUCGUGUAAUUAAAAAAUAAGAUAAAGCAUUUUUAUUGCGAACAAAAAAUAUUA
Molecule: messenger RNA, 1616 nt
Organism: Nylanderia fulva
Lineage: Eukaryota; Metazoa; Arthropoda; Insecta; Hymenoptera; Formicidae
Product: short-chain dehydrogenase/reductase family 16C member 6-like
Cellular component (GO): lipid droplet
Molecular function (GO): oxidoreductase activity, acting on the CH-OH group of donors, NAD or NADP as acceptor
Source: RefSeq, a predicted model, not a curated record